Coprinopsis cinerea okayama7#130 is the source of this 2130-nucleotide messenger RNA. Its product is annotated as CMGC/SRPK protein kinase. NCBI's taxonomy places the organism in Eukaryota, Fungi, Basidiomycota, Agaricomycetes, Agaricales, Psathyrellaceae. The transcript is spliced from 5 exons. Gene Ontology annotation, molecular function: protein kinase activity; ATP binding. The record is from RefSeq and is a predicted model, not a curated record. Gene Ontology annotation, biological process: regulation of mRNA processing; protein phosphorylation; spliceosomal complex assembly. The coding region runs from base 1 to 2130 and encodes 709 amino acids.
AUGGCCCCCAAGCCUCCCUGCGCAAAGUACCAGUACGUCGUCACUCCAGCAGGCCCAAAGAUCGUCCCCGUCGAUGAGCCAUCGUGCAAAGACGAGGAGAGCCCCGCAGACUACAAUGCUGGCGGUUAUCUCCCCGUGAAGGUCAAUGAUACAUUCAAGCAGGGCAGAUAUAGAGUCGUUCGCAAGCUUGGUUGGGGUCACUUUUCAACCGUCUGGCUCGUCAAGGAUUCCCAGUCCGGCGUACACAGCGCACUCAAGGUCGUCAAGUCCGCCGGACGCUAUGCAGAGACAGCCAGAGACGAGAUCAAGCUCCUCUCCCGGGUCGCUUCUGUUUCUCCGGACCAUCCUGGAAGAGCACAUAUCGUCUCUUUCCUCGAUUCCUUUUCCCACCAAGGUCCAGAAUCAUCCCACAUCUGUAUCGUCUUUGAACCCCUCGGCGAAAACCUCCUCGCCCUUAUCGAGCGGAACAAGAAGAAGGGGGUCCCCAAGGCUCUCGUCAAGAUCAUUGCAAAGCAGGUUCUCCUCGGUCUCCAGUAUCUCCACGAUGAAUGCGACCUUGUACACACUGAUAUUAAACCGGAGAACAUCUGUUUCACCAAGAGCACAUGCUUGGAAGUGACCUCGGUCCGACAAACCCUUGAGGAACUCGACGAGCUUACACGGAGUGGUAUCCCUAUUCAAAUGAAGGGCAAAGAGAAGGAACCUGAAGGGUUAAGUGCUGGAAGUAGCCCACUCAAGCCGUCAUCUUGGAUCGAACAGGCUUCCUCUCUCUCGUCGUCGUACAAGUCCAAAGGAAGCCCUUUCAAAUCUAGCAAGCCCCGGUCAUCCAAUCGACACGGCCACUCUCAUUCACAAUCUGGUGCACCCUGGCAGGAUCCUGGUGUUGCCUCCCCCGCUCCUGCUGUACUCGUCAAUGCCGUAGCCAGUGCUGAUGGUCAAGAAACGUCACAGACGGCUUUCAAUUCACUCCGUACCUCGAGCAGUAGUACCAGCACCAUCACAAUAGCCCACUCGGAGAGCUCUUCCACAACUGCCACCGCCACGCAACCUUCGCCGACGGGAACACCCUUGGGACCGAGAAAGACCAAGACGAUGUCGAUUAUCAAUGGCGUUAGCAAGCUUAUCAGUGAUACCUCUACUAUGCUUUCCACCGGUCUUCAUCCCACUAGCGAAACGAAGCCGAAUACCAACACCACGAAUAGGACGCCGCAAUCCGGCGAAACAAAUGUUACGACUAAUCAUGUCUCCCUCCUGACGCAAACUGCACCCACACGGAUAUCUGCGAAUGUGGAACCUCUUCGGACGACUACGACUCGACCCUCGCCUCCCCAACAUAUCUCCCAGCUCUCAGCGCACAUGCAUUCCGAGCCUUGCCCUUCCCUUCCCUCGCAUGACUCGGUGCUGUCUUCUCAUUUCCCAAGCGAAACCUCCCGACCGAAUUUCACCACCGUUUCCACUGCCAUUGCCCAACGUUUAGUUUUCGGUACAUCCUCCAGUCCUGCUCCUCCCCCUCCCACACCCGUUGACGGCCCUGUGUUUGGUUCUUUCCCCAUUUCUCCACCGCCUCCUUUUACUUCACAAUUCCCCAAUCCUCCCCCUAUCUCCAUCAAGAUCGCUGACCUCGGCAACGCCACUCCGUCGAAGAAACACUUUACCGAGGAUAUCCAGACUCGCCAAUACCGCGCUCCCGAAGCUAUCGUAGGCCGCAAGGAUUGGGAUACAAGAGCGGAUGUGUGGAGUGUUGCGUGUGUCGUUUUCGAGCUUUUGACGGCCGAGUAUUUGUUCGACCCGCAAGGGCAGGGAGAGCUCUUCACGAAGGACGAUGAUCAUAUGGCGCAGAUCAUUGAGCUAUUGGGAGAUUUCCCGUUGGACGUGAAGAUGGGUGGGAAGUAUAGCAGGGAGUUGUUUGAUCAUACUGGUGCGUUGAGGUAUAUCCGGACGCUGAAGCCGUGGCCUUUGAAGAGGGUUAUGAUCGAGAAGUACCUUUAUUCGGAAGAGGAUUCGGAUGCGCUUUGUGCGUUUUUGGAGCCGAUGCUGAAGGCUGAUAUGAGGGAGCGGGCGCAUGCGAGGGAUAUGCUUGACCAUCCUUGGUUGGAUGUUUCGAAUGAGGAGGAGGUGACAGAGUGGUAG